GUUUGCAAGUGAUAGUACUAAUAAAUCUAUCACAAUCAUUCGUGCUGUUAACAGCAAACAUGGAAGACGUUAGAAAACUAGCGAAGAAAUUCGUCUCCGAAUCUUUAGCUGAGCAGAUAGCUGAUUUUAUAGCAAAAGUCACAAGUAACUCUGGCAACACUGCAAACGUUUCAGAGGAGAACGAAGAAAACGCCAAUCUUUACCACGAAAUAUCCAGCGAAGAUUUAUACAGAAGCAAUAAAGCAAAGCCAAGAUCUCCAAAUAAGGAAGACGCGAAAAAGUCACCACCGAGCAGAACGCAGACCACGAAACAAGAAAGAAUGACCACAGAAAGAAGUCGAAAUGUUCUAGAUGAGAACAAUAAUAGAGAUGUCACUACAGAGCCAGAGAAAAAAGAAGAAGAUCAUCCAGAAAUGUCUAUUGAUAUAGAUCCUGCACCAAUGUCAGAAAACGUGGAAGCUACUAUUAAAACCACUAAGCACCGUCGAAAACCCAAAAGAAAACCAGGAAAGGCAGCACAGAGUGGGAGAGAAAUGACCACAGAAAAGGAGAAGAAUGAUUUUGAUCAGUACGACAACAAGAACUAUCCUAAAUCUGAAUUCGUAGCGACGAGUGGACCGGUGGUACUGCCAAAAGUACCAGCGCAGUCGCAAUGGUGGGAAAAAGAAGUGCCAGGUACAGGAAAAGGCAAAGAACAGAAGAGAAAAGCUUGGUUCUAA
Messenger RNA from Ostrinia furnacalis (Asian corn borer), 719 nucleotides. RefSeq lists its product as uncharacterized. The annotation marks the transcript as partial. The record is from RefSeq and is a predicted model, not a curated record. The transcript is spliced from 3 exons. NCBI's taxonomy places the organism in Eukaryota, Metazoa, Arthropoda, Insecta, Lepidoptera, Crambidae.